Medicago truncatula (barrel medic) is the source of this 3848-nucleotide messenger RNA. Its product is annotated as E3 ubiquitin-protein ligase BRE1-like 1. Gene Ontology annotation, molecular function: ubiquitin protein ligase activity; metal ion binding. The transcript is spliced from 19 exons. Lineage: Eukaryota; Viridiplantae; Streptophyta; Magnoliopsida; Fabales; Fabaceae. Gene Ontology annotation, cellular component: nucleus; HULC complex. Bases 529 to 3162 code for a protein of 877 amino acids. The record is from RefSeq and is a predicted model, not a curated record.
CCACUUCGUGUGUUUCUUUCAUUCUUCAGAAAACUAAGAAUAUGCAAAGAAUUUAUAGAGAGAGAAUUUCUAGAGAGAGAAAUCGGAAACACUCGCACAGAGAGAGAAAAUCGAUACCCUAGCUUUCAAUUUUUGCAACAAAUUCUCAAACUAGUUCAUAGAUUCAGAAAAAAGUGAAGUGAAGUGAAUUAGUUUGUGUUUUUUUGUUGUUGUAAUUUUCAGUGGUUUUGGUUUAAAUUAGGGUUUGUGGAAUUGGUGAAUUAGGGUUUUGUAGUUGAAUAGAAGUGUUUGAUUGUGUUUAUUGAUAAUUGGUGAAGUUUUGAAUAGUUUUUUUUUUGUAAAUUUUUCAGUGUUUUGGUUCUGUAAGGUUUGAUUUGAAUUAGGGUUUUUGGAAUUGGUGAAUUAGGGUUUUGUAUUAGAAUUGAGGUUUUUGAUUGUGGUUGUUGAUAAUUGGUGAAGUUUUGAUUGAAGAUUUUGUGAAAAUGAGUGAAGAUAGUGGUUUCUAGGGUUUGGGAUUGUGAGGUUUCAAUGGGGAGUAUGGGUGAACAUGAUAGAAAACGGAGAUUUAGCUCCUUGUCACCUACACCUGCUACUGCUAAGAAGCUACCCUUCUUACCAGUUUCUGAGGACAAAAAGCUUGAUAUUGCUGUACUUCAGUAUCAAAACCAAAAGCUUACACAGAAAUUGGAGACUCAGAAGUUAGAAUAUGCAGCUCUUGAGAAUAAAUUUUCUCAACUGAAGGAGAAGCAGCAGUCAUAUGAUUCUACUUUAGCAGUGGUCAAGAAGUCUUGGGAGCAGCUGGUUAAUGAUUUAGAGUCAUGUUCUGAACAUAUAAGGGAGUCUAGCAGCAAAGUGGAUUCUAGAUUUGCAUCAAGCACAGAUGAUGGUAGUUCGUCUACUGUUCAAGAUGUUUUUCUUAGCCGACUCUUGCAAACUGGUGCAACUGAAAGUUCAUCCUCUUAUCACUUUGCCAACGAGACGGAACAACAUAGAGAAAUUACUGCUGAAAAAGCUAAAAGCAUCUUGAACAAUAUAGUGACAUCUAUUAACAACUUUCAGUGUCUGAAAGAUGGAUUUCAUACUGUACUACUGAAAAAGCUUAGAGGAGAUGUUUCAUGUGGGCAGAUGUUAUCCAAUGAUCUGGAGGUUGAAAGUAAAAACUUGAGAUUGGCAUUAAGUGAACUUCACUUAAAGCACAAGUCUUUAGCAAGUGAUUUCCGAACUCACAGGGAUCUGGAUGCCAAAAAUAAAGCCGAGCUUAAACGGUUAAAAGGGGAACUGGAAAGCACAGUUGCAGAGUUAGAAGAAAGCAAUCAGAAACUUGCAACUCUUAAGGUAGAGAAAGACACAGCCAAAGGGGCAGUUCUCCCAGUAUUAGCUGUUGGGAAUACACUUAUUCCUAAUGAUAAGAUCAAAGACAAACAAAAGGAUUUGCAAGAUAUGGAAUCUACUUUGAAGGAUUUAUUGGACCAAGCUUCAACACGGGCAGUGGAACUGAAAAAUCUUCAUGAGGAAAGAAUAAGGUUAUUACAGCAAUUGUGCGAUCUACAGAACACAUUGAAGAAUUUGAAGUGUAUUACCUCUUCCCAUGCAUUCCAAUUGGUUAGAGAUCAGACAGAAAAAUCAAAAUCUGAAGUGCAGGAGUAUCAGGCCUUAUAUGAGAAACUACAGGCUGAGAAGGAUAGUCUUACAUGGAGGGAGAGGGAGUGGUACAUUAAAAAUGAUUUAGCUGAUCUUUUUCAAAGAUCUGUGGAAGUUUCUGAUCUUAAAGUGGCUGAUAUACGCACUGAGUUACGGAAAACAAUAGAGCAAAGAGAUGUGAUUGAAAAUAAGCUGAAAGAGGAAGCAAGAGAACCAGGAAGGAAAGAAAUUAUUGCUGAAUUUAAAUCUCUUCUUUCUUCAUUUCCUGAGGAAAUGGGGUCCAUGCAAAGCCAACUAAGUAAGUAUAAAGAAUCAGCUUCAGAUAUCCAUUCUUUGCGUGCAGAUGUGCAUUCUAUUUCCAGUAUUCUCGAUCAGAAGGUAAAAGAAUGUGAUGCAUUAUCUGUUAGGUCUGCUGGUCAACUUGCUGAGAUAAAUAGACUGCUUGCUGUGGUUCAAGAUUUACGAGUUACUGAGGAUGAGAUGAAGUUGAUACUGCGAAUGUUUAGACGCGAGACCAUUGAUUCAAGGGAUGUCAUGGAAGCAAGGGAAGCAGAAUACAUAGCAUGGGCACAUGUUCAAACAUUGAAAUCAUCUCUUGAUGAGCACAAUUUAGAACUUCGAGUUAAGACAGCAAAUGAAUCAGAAGCCAGAUCGCAGCAAAAACUUGCUGCGGCUGAAGCUGAGAUUGCAGACAUGAGACAUAACUUAGAUGAUUCUAAAAGGGCGACAUGUAAACAGUCUGAUGUCAUGAGAUCUAAAAAUGAAGAAAAUGAAGCCUACUUAUCUGAAAUAGAGACUAUUGGACAAGCAUAUGAUGACAUGCAAACCCAAAACCAACAUCUGUUGCAUCAGAUUACUGAGAGAGAUGACUACAAUAUUAAGCUUGUUUUAGAAGGUGUAAGGGCUAGACAAAAGCAGGAUUCUUUUAUCAUGGAGAUGCGAUUGAUGGAACAAGAGAUGCAGCAAUCAAAUGUAUCUCUGAAUUUAUACAAUACAAAAGCUGCAAAAAUUGAAGACCAGAUGAGAUUUUGCUCAGAUCAGAUUCAAAAACUUGUGGACAAUAAACUUCAAAGUUCUGUCGAUUUGGAAAAUACACAAAGAAGGCUGUCAGAUAUUAGACCGUCAUCGCAACAGGUUAGGAAUACAGUGGUGGAAGUGCAAUCUAAAAUAACCAGUAGUCGGGUGACUCAUAUGGAGUUACUAGUAGAUCUUGAGAAAGAAAGGUUUGCCAAAAAAAGAGUAGAGAAAGAUCUAGAGGUUGCUAGGAGAAACUUUUCACAUCUUAAAGCACAAGAUGAAGAUUCCUCUGAAACUGAUAAGCUUCAACAGGAACUGGGGGAGUACAGGGAUAUUGUCAAGUGCAGUAUCUGUCGAGACAGGACAAAAGAGGUGGUAAUUACAAAAUGCUAUCACUUGUUCUGCAACUCAUGUAUCCAGAAAAUUGCUGGGAGCCGGCAGCGCAAAUGUCCACAAUGUGGUGCAUGCUUUGGGGCUAAUGAUGUUAAGCCGGUUUAUUUGUAACUACAUUCCAUCAUGCUUUUUGAGAAGACCCCAGUGUUCUUUUGAAAACGAUCUGGUGUAUGGUUCAAUUGUAUGCUCGUGCCAACUGUUGAGAUCAGGAACGUUGGCAGCAGCAAUCAAUGGGUGCCUUUCUCCUUUCAUUUUGGAAAUGAUUCUUUUUGCUGGUACUUCCAAGUUUCAAAGUACCACUUGUACACUUUCGUGAAUGUGAGAUGUUUGGUUUUUUACUUUCAGUGCAAAGAAUUUGAAGCCACACGAAACAUGAUAUUCGUUCUUUGCAGAUUUAUCAUAAUUCUUCUUCCAAUGAGAUUUGGAGAGGCCAAUGAAGGUUGUUCUUUGACUGUACAAUUAAUAUUUCAAACUAUAAAAACCCCGAACUGGCCAUUGAUCAAUAUGUGCCUUGGAAGUUGACUCCUAAGAGUGCAAUGACAAUGUCUUACACUUUAGAUCAACAGUUCUUUUUCCUGCUGCUAUGGCAGAAGUUCAAAUUUUGGCUUCACAGGCUUGUGUUGUACUUGUAUAUAUCUUAGAUUCAUACGAGGUCGUUCAAUUUUGGUUUAUCACAGCCUGUAAUCUGUGUAAUCGUGUAGAUGAUAUGCCAAGAUAUCAUUGUAAUUGAUGUUGUGUUGUAAUCUACGAAUGCCCGAUUUAAUUGAAUUAUAGUUAUUCUUCUAAAUUCUUUCUUA